UUUUUUAUGUGUGUGUGUGUGUGUGUGUGUGUGUGUGUGUGUGAGUGAGUGUGUGUGAACAGACACGUGAUCAAACUGGUUUAUAAACAGUUUAUGGUUCAAACACAUCAAAACUCUUCAACCUUCCGGUUUGUGUUGUUUUCUUCUUCUACGUUUUAACUGCGACAAAGAGUGAAACAGAGGAUUGUUUUCAUGAGAGAUGAUGCCUACCUGAGUGGAAGUGAUGGACAAUGUCAAAACAAGCCGUGUGCGUCGGCCUCAGCGGAUCAGUGAAACAUCCAAGGUGUUCCGAUGGGCGGGGCAGGGGGCGGAGCUUCUGCGCGGCCUGGACGAGCAGCGGGGGCUCUCUCACUUCUGUGACGUGGUGCUGGUGGCCGAUGAGCUGCGGCUCCCGGCUCACCGCGCCCUGCUCGCCGUCUCCAGCCCCUACUUCCACGCCAUGUUCACCUUGGGCAUGAGGGAGGAGCAUCAGGAGGAGGUGGAGCUGGUGGGGUUGUCCUGCAUCGGACUGAAGGCUGUGGUCGACUUCCUGUACACCGCAGAGCUGCCAUUGGACGGAGGGAACAUUGACUCUGUGCUGGAAGCUGCUCACCUGCUGCAGGUGUGGCGAGCGGUGGACUUCUGCUGUCAGUACCUGGAGCAGGAGGUGAGCGAGGACAACUACCUGUACCUGCAGGAGCUGGCUCUGUUCUACAGCCUCGAGCGACUGGACUCCUUCAUCGACCGCUUCAUCCUCGCACGUUUCGCCACGCUCUCCCUCACCCGGGACUUCCUGCUCAACAUCCCUCUACACAAACUCAGCUGCUACCUCGCCAGCAGCCAGGUUCAGCACGCCAGCGAGCAGGCGCUCCUCCAGGCGGCCAUGCAGUGGCUCAGCCAGACUCCCGAGCGGACGGCCCAUUCCUCCCAGCUCCUCUCCCACAUCCGCUUCCCUCUGAUGCCGGCGGGCGACCUGGUCAACCCGGUGCUCUCGGCGGUGCGGUCGCUUCUGCCGGGGGGGGCUGGCUGCGAGGCGCUGGUGGAGGAGGCUCUGGAGUACCACGCCAAUCCCAGCGCGCAGCCGCUCCUGCAGAGUGGACGCACCGCGCUGAGGGGGGGGGUGGAGCAGCUGCUGCUGAUUGGAGGAGAGGUGUCGGAGUUCGGAGAGGAGCUGAGCGCCAACGUCUGCCGGCUGGCCGGUGAAACCGAGAAGUGGGAGGUGGAGACGGAGCUGCCGGGCCAGCGGAGCCACCACUGCCUGGCGGUGCUGGGCGGCUUCAUCUUCGCCGCAGGCGGCAGCUCAUCCAGGGACAAUGGUGGAGAUGCUGCCUGUAACCUCCUGUACAGAUAUGACCCCCGACACAACCAGUGGACCAGGGGGGCGCCGAUGAACCAGCGGCGGGUGGACUUCUACCUGGGGGCAGUGGGACAGGGUCUGAUCGCUGUGGGUGGAAGGAACGACACCGGAGCUCUGUCCUCGGUGGAGGUUUACUGUCCGGCUGAGGACUGCUGGUCCUACGUGGCAGAACUGUCCCGGUUUACCUACGGUCACGCCGGCACCGUCCACCAGGGCGUGGUCUACAUCUCGGGCGGCCAUGACUUCCAGAUCGGCCCGUACCGCAGAGAGGUCCUGAGCUAUGACCCGUCACAGGACGGGGAGGUGUGGGUGGAACGCCAGCCCAUGUCUCUGGCCCGGGGCUGGCACUGCAUGGCCUCCCUCAACCACCUCAUCUACGCCAUCGGGGGCAGCGACGACCACGAGGACACCACCGAGCGCUUCGACAUCCUGCAGGUGGAGUCCUACGACCCCCGCAGCGGCCAGUGGACCCGGGUGGCAGCGCUGCUGCUGCCCAACAGCGAGGCGGGGCUCGCAGUGUGGGCCGGCAAGAUCUACGUGCUGGGGGGCUACAGCUGGGAGAGCAUGGUGUUCUCCAGAGCCAUGCAGGUGUACGACCCCGACAGAGGGUCGUGGUCCAGAGGGCCCGACCUGCCGAAACGCAUCGCAGGGGCCUCGGCGUGUGUUUGCACCGUAAAGCCCUCGACAUCAUCCUCCUCUUCAUCAUCCUCCUCUUCAUCAUCCUCCUCUCCGGAGAAGAAGAAGAUGGGACAAAGAGUGAGCGGAAGAUCAAACCCAGUGUAACGAGGAAGGACUUUCUAUUUGUCCAGAUGGAAGCAUCAGCUCAUAACAUGACCCCCACAGGAGGAACCUGCUCAGACGCUUGUGUUCUGAUGACCCGAGGAGGCUCUGCUCCAAUGUUCCAAGGAUCCGGAACAGAAUCAAGAACUAGAGCUGAUCUGGUGGAAGAAGAGUUGUUAUCUGAGUUUUAAAUAGAACCCAUCACCUCCAUCAGGGAAUCAUAUGACCUGAGGGACGGAGGUGGAGACAGACGAUGGGAGAAGUGAUCGUUUGUCUAAUCACAGGCUUCUCUCCUGUGUCGUGUCCUCUCAGGACCUCUGUCCUACUCAACAGAGGAAGUUGACUUCCUGUGGACGGAGGGGUUUCGUCUUUUAGUCUUUAUCUACUGCAGGAGAGAGAGGGGACUGUGUCGGGCCGAGCGAGGAUCACCAUGAAUCAAACUAAGUUCAGUGUGAAACCAUGAAAACCAGAUCAUCAGCCUCGACCGGAGCAUUUUGAUAACUGACUGUAAUAAAUAUGAAACGUGU
Messenger RNA from Platichthys flesus (European flounder), 2643 nucleotides. It is a transcript of the gene klhl36, whose product is annotated as kelch-like family member 36. NCBI's taxonomy places the organism in Eukaryota, Metazoa, Chordata, Actinopteri, Pleuronectiformes, Pleuronectidae. Gene Ontology annotation, molecular function: cullin family protein binding. The coding region runs from base 224 to 2119 and encodes 631 amino acids. The transcript is spliced from 9 exons. The record is from RefSeq and is a predicted model, not a curated record.